Molecule: messenger RNA, 969 nt
Organism: Penaeus vannamei (Pacific white shrimp)
Lineage: Eukaryota; Metazoa; Arthropoda; Malacostraca; Decapoda; Penaeidae
Source: RefSeq, a predicted model, not a curated record
AUGCACAUCCCCCUCACACAUCCCCCUCACACACCUUACGCUCAACACCCCAUCCCCCAUCACACUAUCUCACCUCACACCAUCCCUCACACACAUGCCCCUCUACACACAUACGGUCCCCUCACACCAGCAUCCUACACCCCUCCCCUCACAUCAUCCCCCUACAUCCACUUGCCCUCACACGCCUGCCACCUCACACCAAUCCCCUCCAACCCCGACCGCCUCACAAUGGCCCACCCCCUCACACCCAAUGGCCCCUCUCACAUCCGCAUCCCCCUCACGAACGUGCCUCUCACGGGGUCACACCCCUCCCCCCGUCACAGGGCGCCCGCCCCUCAACCCAUACCCCCUCACAUACCUCCACCUCACACCCUAUCCCCUCACACCCUCCCCCUCACACCCCUCCCCCUCACACCCAUCCCCCUCACUACCCAUUACCCCUCAUACUCAUCCCGCUCACACAUACGCGGGGCCCCGUCACACCCAUCCCCCGCACACCUCAUGCUCCGCGCCACAAUGCCCUCAACCCAUCCUCCUCACACCCAUCCCCCUCUAUACUCAUCCCCUCACACACCUCCGCCCUCACACCGCAUUCCCCUCACAUACUCCCACUCCCCACACCAUCUCCACCCAUCCCCUCAUACUCAUGCCCCUCACAUUCACACCCAUGCCUCCCUCAAACCCUCCCCCUCACUCAUCCCGCACACGUGCCCCAUCCUCAACACCCCAUCCUCCUCACACGAUGGAACCCAUGCCUCAUACUCUCGCCCUACACCCUCCCCUCACAUCCAUCCUCACAUACCCUGCACCGUCACACCAUCCCCCUCACACCAUCCCCGCACACGCCAUCCCUCAGCACCGAUCCCCUCGACAACCGACAUGAUCCAUUCAUUCCUCUACGUCCACCACCUCUCAAGACUAUCUAGUCCACUGGUCGUUAAGUGGAGCUCCGGAGGACGCGGUGUGUAA